Molecule: messenger RNA, 4057 nt
Organism: Myxocyprinus asiaticus (Chinese sucker)
Lineage: Eukaryota; Metazoa; Chordata; Actinopteri; Cypriniformes; Catostomidae
Product: proline-rich protein 36-like
Exons: 3
Coding region: 2704-3663 (319 amino acids)
Source: RefSeq, a predicted model, not a curated record
CAAGCUCUUUUCUGGACAUGGGCCAAUAGUAGGACCUGGGUGAAACUGAUCGGAAGGAACGCAGAUUCUUAGCUAUUGAAGUAAUAGCUGAUACUGCAGCAUUGCACCCCAGAUCUGUGAGUCUGCACCUGUCUCUUCACUAGGCACUAAGGAGGAACGUCACACUAUUUCAAGCUCUCACCAAGCCAGUGAAGCACCCUUCAAACCAACAUUACUCCCUCUGUAACAAGACACAGGGAUAUUGCACAAUGUGCAUUCUCACACACUCAUGCUCGCCCAGCUGGCUAUUCCCCAUGAUGAAUUGUAGGGUUAUUUUCAGUGCUUUCUCUUGGCGGAAACACCUAGCACUGAUUGGGGAUCAGGUCACAUUGGCACCCGAGAUCAGCACAUCUAGUAUGAGUCUGGGUGAGCCUGGGCUCCUUGGCACUGGGCAAGCUGCUAAGGUUGCUUGUAUAGGACACCAGAUGGAGGGCUGCAGAUCCCUAGUACAACUGACUGUCUGGAAACUGAGAAAAGACCAAUAGGAGGCCUCAACAAACCACUAAACAUAAAUUAUAAAAUUUACAAAUAUGCAUUUGCCAGACACCUUUAUCCAAAGUAACUUACAGUGGUAACGCUUAGCAAUAAGGUUCCAUUUAUUAACAUUAGUUAACAACAUAAGUUAACAUGAUACUAACAAUGAACAAUAUAUUAACCAUUUAUUAACCUUUGUUAAUGUUAAUUUCAGCAUAUAAAUACUGUAUAUAGGCUGUGUCUCGUUUGGAAGGAUGCAUCCUCCGGAGGUCACAUUUGUCAGCCGCAUACGUCAUCGAGGCUGUCUCUUUUCAGAAAAGCGAGUAGGAUACUUCAAAUGCAGCCUUCAAAUGCGACCUUCUUUCAUGGGAAUUCGGAGGAUGCAUGAGGUGUAUCCUUCGUGGGCACUCACAACCUACAAUUCUUUGCUUCAAUGGAAAUGUCUAAAAAAAAAUACGCCAAUUUGCCUGUAAAUAUGAUGUUCAAAUGCAAGGAAUGUUAAUUCCCAAGUUGAAGUACCUCAGUAGAUGGGUGCAGAGUAUAUAAUAUGUAUAAUUAUAUUAAUAUAUAAUUAAAAUAAAGUAUUAGACUAAAAUUACACAUGUAAAAUCUAUUUUCUUUUCUCUUUCCAUCAUUACAACUCUCCUAAAGUGUACCUCAUACAUUCCCUUCCAGAGGGACUUUGUUCCCUUCUCACUCAAAGCGCUCACGCUUGUUAAAGAGUGGCGUGCUGUCAUAGCAACCAUGUUAUUUUCCAUUUCCGUUUGUCCUAUGAAGGCCGUUUCGUUUAAACGAGGCUUGUUUAAAGGAGGACACUCGGUAUACUGCAGCCUUCAAAGGAUACAUCCUACCUAGCAUGCAGCCUUCCAAACGAGACACAGCCAUACACUCACUGAGCACUUUAUUAGGAACACCUGUACACCUACUUAUUCAUGCAAUUAUUUAAUCAGCCAACUGUGUGGCAGCAGUGCAAUACAUAAAAUCAUUCAGAUACAGGUCAACAGCUUCAGUUAAUGUUCACAUAAACCAUCAGAAUGGAGUAAAAAAAUUGAUCUCAGUGAUUUCAACCCCGUGGCAUGAUUGUUGGUGCCGGAUGGGCUGGUUUGAGUAUUUCUGUAACUGCUGAUCUCCUGGGAUUUUCACACACAACAUUCUCUAAAGUUUACUCUGAAUGGUGCCAAAAACAAAAAAACUUCCAGUGAGCAGCAGUUCUGUGGAAGGAAAUGCCUUGUUGAUCAGAGAGGUCACUGGAGAAUGGCCAGACUGACAGAAAGGCUACAGUAACUCAGAUAACCACUCUGCACAAUUGUAGUGAGCAGAAUAGCAUCUUGGAAUGCACAACACGUUGAACCUUGAGGCGGAUGGGCUAAAACAGCAGAAAAUCACGUUGGGCACUUUAGUAGGACCAUAGUGUUCCUAAUAAAGUUUUCAGUGAGUGUAUAUACAUACAUAUACAGAUAUAUUAAAGGGGCGGGUUUACCCCUUUCUCUUCGGCCUAUUGAUAAGUUGAAUAAUUUCACUAACAAUUGUUAUAAUCAAAAAAUUAAGCAAGAGUUUUAUGGUAUUUAAGUUUUUUUAAAGAAUAAACCUGUCAUGUGUAUUUUGUUGAUUCAUGUCUUUUAUUUUGAAAAGUUUAGUUUCUUUUCCCUUGUCAUGUGAUUUCAUGUUUUCCCUCCAUGUUCAUGUGUCAUGUUUUCCUUGGUUCAUUGUUUAAUUAUCUUGUUAGAGUUCUGUUUGUUCAUUGGUUUAUGUUCUCCCAUGUCUUGUAUUUAAGCCCUCAUGUUUGCAUUGUCUAGUUGCCAAGUAUUGAAUGUGUAUGUGUAUAGUAACAUUGUUUAUAGUCAAGUCAUGUUUAUAGUCAAGUCAUGUUUAUAGUCAAGUUCAUGUUUAUGUUUUAUGUUUCACGUUUGUAGUUAGGGUUAUAGGUUAUCACGUUUGUAAAUAAACUGCACUUGGGUUCUCUACACUUCGUCAUUAUCAUCGUCUUCAUCAUUGCCAGUGCCAGCAUCGUUACAGAAUACUUGACCCGCAAUGAAUCCAGCAGUUUUACUUCUGCGCCUACAUCAGGGGAAUCGUCCCCUGGAGGACUAUGUUGAGGACUUCUGCGGUCUAGCCUGCCAGGUGGACUUUAAUGAGAUUGCCCUCAAAGUCUGUUUUAGAUUUUGACUGAAUGAGUCCAUUUCUUUUAAGAUGCCUGGCGGUCACAGUUCCCUCAGUCUGGCUCAAUAUAUCGACCUCACCCUACAGAUCAUUGGUUCCACGUUCACUGUGGGGGAGGUGGAUGCCGAGCCAGAGUUCCACGACAUGGCCGCCGCCGAGCCAGAGUUCCACGUCAUGGCCGCCAAGCCAGAGUUCCACGUCAUGGCCACCAAACCAGAGUUCCUCAUCAUGGUCGCUGAGCUAGCGCCAUCUUUUGCUCCAUGCCACGUCACAGCAACGCCUCAGCCUGCUCCAUGCCACGUCACAGCAACGCCUCAGCCUGCUCCAUGCCACGUCACAGCCACAACUGAGCAGUUGGACCUGGAGUUGGUUCCCACCCUUAUACACACCCUUAGUUCUCCUGAGCAGGCAAGGGGAACUUUCGGCCCUCCAACCCCGCCUGGACCCUGCGAGCCCUGGACUUCUCCUUGGCCUGUCGGUCCCUCGACAUUGCCUCAGAUCGGAGUUCCCUCGGCUCCACUGCGGUCCUUCAGCCUGUCGGCUUUGCCGGGGUCCCUUGUCCCUCUGGCUCCUCCUUGGUCUGUCGGUCACCUGUCUCUGCUUUGGCUCUCCGAUCCUCUGGCUGCGUCUCAUCCCUCCGAUCCAUCAGCUCCACCAGGGACCUCCUUCCCUACGGCUCCACCUUGGUCCUCAGUCCCACCGGCUCCACCUCAGUCUUCCAAUCCCCCAGCUCCUUCUUGCUCCUCCGAGCCUCCAGCACCGCCUUGGUCCUCCCUGCCAUCGGCUCCACCCUGGCCCUUCGAGUGUUCGGCUAUUUUCCGGGCACAAAGUUCCAUGGCUCUGCCGCUCGAGUCUCUCACGGCUCCGCCUUCCAUGGCUCUGCCCCUCAAGCCUCUCAUGGCUCCACCCCCCACGGACUCUGCCCUGGUCACAUGCCACACGCCUCAAGACACACCACCCCCAGCUCCCUACAGAACUUUGAAUUUAUGAAUCAUGUUGAAUUAUGUCAAGUUUUACGUGUUUUGUUUAUGUGUUGGGGCGUCGGGAGCUGCCCCUUAGUGGGGGGGAUAUGUCAUGUAUUUUGUUGAUUCAUGUCUUUUAUUUUGAAAAGAUUAGUUCCUAUUCCCUUGUCAUGUGAUUUCAUGUUUUCCCUCCAUGUUCAUGUGUCAAGUUUUCAUUGGUUUAUUGUUUAAUUAUCUUGUUAGAGUUCUGUUUGUUCAUUGGUUUAUGUUCUCCCAUGUCUUGUAUUUAAGCCCUCAUGUUUGCAUUGUCUAGUUGCCAAGUAUUGAAUGUGUAUGUGCAUAGUAACGUUGUUUAUAGUCAAGUCAUGUUAUAGUCAAGUUCAUGUUUAUGUUUCACGUUUGUAGUUAGGGUUAUAGGUUAU